AACUCGCAUGACGUACUCACAUCAGUCGGACUUACAGACGUUAAGACAUGCCAGAACUCACAUGACGUACUCACAUCAGUCGGACUUACAGACGUUAAGACAUGCCAGAACUCACAUGACAUACUCACAUCAGUCGGACUUACAGACGUUAAGACAUGCCAGAACUCACAUGACGUACUCACAUCAGUCGGACUUACAGACGUUAAGACAUGCCAGAACUCACAUGACGUACUCACAUCAGUCGGACUUACAGACGUUAAGACAUGCCAGAACUCACAUGACAUACUCACAUCAGUCGGACUUACAGACGUUAAGACAUGCCAGAACUCACAUGACGUACUCACAUCAGUCGGACUGA
Molecule: messenger RNA, 358 nt
Organism: Candidula unifasciata
Lineage: Eukaryota; Metazoa; Mollusca; Gastropoda; Stylommatophora; Geomitridae
Source: the annotation of a GenBank genome assembly